Messenger RNA from Diospyros lotus (date-plum), 2471 nucleotides. RefSeq names its product condensin complex subunit 2. The coding region runs from base 183 to 2201 and encodes 672 amino acids. Gene Ontology annotation, cellular component: condensin complex. Gene Ontology annotation, molecular function: chromatin binding. The transcript is spliced from 13 exons. The record is from RefSeq and is a predicted model, not a curated record. Gene Ontology annotation, biological process: mitotic chromosome condensation. NCBI's taxonomy places the organism in Eukaryota, Viridiplantae, Streptophyta, Magnoliopsida, Ericales, Ebenaceae.
GGAAACCAAAACACAGAUCGUUUCAUUCUCCGAGUCGGACGCUCAGAGCUCUGUGUUUCAUCCCAAUUUCCCAAAAAAGCAACUCUAAAUCAUCACUUUUCGUACUCCCAAGUCCAAAUUUCUAUUUCGAAUCUUCAGAUCUGGUAGAUUUUUGGUCAAAUCCCAGUUCCGCGACCAAUUUUAUGGCGGAAACUCUAAGCCCUAAUGCAACGGCACUGAAGCAGCGAACCCUAAUGGCCUCUCGCCUCCAAUCUCCGACCAGCCCCUUCUUCUUGGGCUCCAACGAUGACAAUCUCGAGCGAGCCCAGGCACGCGCCGCCCGAGCUGCCGCCGUCCGCAGGAAGAAUGCUACCGCCACCAGCGCCGCUUCUCCGCCGGCUUCCGAUCCCUGCCUCGACAAGCAACAGAUUCUCGAGUUGUUUCAAAACUGCAUCAAACUCGCUAGCGAAAAUAAAAUUAAUCAGAAGAAUACGUGGGAUCUGAGUCUGAUAGAUCACCUGUGCGACAUUAUUAAGGUGGAAGAGGAGGAUGAUGCAGAGACCAACUUUCAGAAGGCAAGUUGCACAUUGGAAGCUGGAGUCAAAAUUUAUUCAAUGAGAGUAGAUUCAGUGCAUUCGGAGGCAUACAAGGUUCUUGGAGGAAUUAAUCGGGUGGGACAAGAAAAUGAACAAGAUGAUGUGGUGGAGGAUCCCAGCACUAGUAUAGGACAAGAGGAAGGCAAUUCCAAAAAGGAGCAAGAGAGAAAGGUGUCACCUUUAUCCACAUUGGAAUCAUCAUUUGAGGCUCUCAACGUUAAGAAAUUUGAUGUUGCAUUUGCAGUGGAUCCUCUCUAUCAUCAAACAUCUGCGCAGUUUGAUGAAGGAGGGGCUAGGGGCCUCUUACUGAACAAUCUUGGAGUAUAUGGUGGCUGUCAGGUGCUUUUUGAUUCAUUUGAGGUUCCAAGGAAGUGUAUGUCUUCUGAAAGUCAACACCAAAAAUUAGACACAAUUGAUCUAUCUUUUGCUAAAGAAUACAUUGAACAGAUGGUGCUUAACAUGCACAAAAAGAUUGAAAUUUCUCCAACUCUCAGGCAUAUUGUCGAUCAAUUUGAUCAAAGCAGUCGAAGGCCACCAGAUACAUUUUAUUCUGGCCAGCAAUCAGCUGAGCAAGUUUAUGAAGAUGAUAAUGGCAGUAACAUUGAGUUGGAUGGUGAUACGUUUAACAACUCUGGGACCUGGGCUUUCGAUCAUGAUGACCAAACAAGUGUGGUUGGUGACGACUCCUAUACUGCAGAUCCAAUUUUACCAAGUUAUCAUGAGGAAAAUGAACCAUCUGUUUUAAAUGAGCCUGAUGUGGAUAACAGGUUUGAUAAGGUUGAUGGGUACUUGUUUUUAAGUUUGGGGUUGACUUCAAAUCAAAAUGCUUGGGCAGGUCCUGAUCACUGGAAGUAUCGAAAAACAAAAGAUUCAGAGGGUCCUCCCAGAGAAAAUGGAUCACCCAUGACAACUAAGAAACCUAGAAACAAAAAACAAGCAGAACUUGAUAUUGAUUUUACAAAAGCCUUAGACAAUCAAAUACUGGAUGUCUUUGCUCCUCCCAAGAAUCCCAGUUCACUACUUGUGCCAGCAAAUAGACCACCUUGUAACACGACACUUCCAGAAGAUUGCCAUUAUCAGCCAGAGGAGCUUGUCAAAUUAUUUCUUGUGCCUAAUCUCAUGUGCCUUGGGAAGAGAGCAAGAAAGUCAUCAGAGGAAUGGAGUCAACAAAGAGAUGAUUAUGGACCAUUGCCAUCAUGGGAUGAUGAAAAUGGAUUUGACGGUCAAUAUGAUGAUGGAGGUGUUCAUAGUGAUUUGGAGGACUCAAACACACUCGUCUCUCAGCCUCGUCAGGUAAAUAAGAUUGAAGUACAAUAUGACAAAACUUCUAAACAAGUUGAUGUCCAGGCACUGAAAGGUACUCUUUGGGACUGUUUACAAGAAUCUAAACAAGCAACUAUUCAGGAGGAGAAAGAAAUGGUAUCUUUCAAGAAUGUAUUGGCUAGCUUUCCAAAAGACUGCAGGGCGGCUGCAACACUCAAUGAUAUCUCGCCCCAUUUGUGUUUUAUUUGCCUUCUGCAUUUAGCCAACGAGCAUGGACUGAGAAUCCAUGGCUGUGCCAACUUGGACGAUCUCAGCAUACAUUUUCCACCUAACAGAGGAACAUUUCCAAGUGAAACAGUUUAAUGCAGCGUUUUUUUGUUGAUUUUUUUGGUAUGGUUUUGCUGUGUACCUGUAUCAUUCAUAGUUCAAGAUGAAUGUAUUGUAGACCUGUGCCAUCAUUCUCGUGCUAGUUCAGGAGAACCUGGAACCUGGCACUGUCAAAAGCUUCAUGUUGUGUUCUGUUAACACUGAUGUUGAAAUCUUGUACAGAUCUCGCUGACAAACAUUUUUGUCUUGGACAGCGUAAAAAUUGGAAUGAGUUGCUCACCAUUCUCAUGUUCUUGUUCUUAGGCA